AUGUCGUCCGCUGCAUUCUUCGAUGCCGUCAAGGCUCGCCGCACGUACUACGCUCUGUCGGCUGAGUCUCCCAUCCCGGACUCCAAGAUCCACGAAAUUGUGAAGACAGCCAUCCUCAACGUACCAAGCUCUUUCAACUCUCAAUCCACGCGCGUGGUUGUUCUCCUCGGUGACCAACAUCAAAAACUCUGGGGCGAUAUCGUCAAGCCGGCCGUCAAGGCCGUCGCGCCUGCCGACGCAUGGCCUACGUCAGAGAAGAGGCUCGAUGGUUUCAAAGCUGGUUACGGCACCAUUUUAUUUUACGAAGAACCCAAAGAUAUCGCCAAGCUACAAGAGACUUACCCAUUGUAUGCGGACAAGUUUCCUCAAUGGAGUGAGCAUACCAGUGCCAUGCACCAAUUUGUUUUGUGGACCGCUCUCGAACAAGAAGGCUUCGGCGCCAACCUUCAACAUUACAACCCCUUGAUCGACCAACAAAUCUCUUCAACCUGGAAGGUCCCGGAAAACUGGAGCUUGAAGGCUCAACUCGUCUUCGGCAAGCCUGCUGGCACACCCUACGAAAAAUCAUUCAAACCCAUCGAGGAGCGUGUAUUCAUCCAUGGUGCCAAGAACUAG
Molecule: messenger RNA, 615 nt
Organism: Rhinocladiella mackenziei CBS 650.93
Lineage: Eukaryota; Fungi; Ascomycota; Eurotiomycetes; Chaetothyriales; Herpotrichiellaceae
Exons: 2
Coding region: 1-615 (204 amino acids)
Biological process (GO): cellular response to oxidative stress
Source: RefSeq, a predicted model, not a curated record